AUGCAGCAUCCAACAGCGAGUCAGGAUCUGGAGGUGGAGGUGGAGGAGGAGUAUCACUGGGACUCAUCGUUGGCAUUUGCGUUGCUUCCGUGUACAUGCAAGCAAGCUCCUGUUUCGCUGCUGGUGGUUGCUGGCAAAAUGAACUGGUACCAACGGCAUCUUCUUCCUUUCCUGCCCCUUGACUUGACCCCACCCACCCGACGACGAGCAGCCCUGGGGACCAGCCUGGCAGCGGCGCACUGCACGGAGUUCGCCCUGGACGAGGUGCUCAAGGCCACCAACGACUGGUCCGACGACAACCUGCUUGGCUCGGGUGCCUUUGAAGCACCAUCCCCUCUGAGUCUGAAGCAGCGGCUGGACAUUCUCAUCGGCAUUGCACGUGGCUAUGAGUACCUCCACAGCUUUGACAUUGUGCAUCGCGACAUCAAGCCCGCCAAUGUUCUCAUCACCUCUGACAUGCAGCCCAAGAUUGCAGACUUUGGGCUGGUGAGGGUGGGAGAGGGCACGACAGUGGGCACGACGCAAAUCAUGGGAACACCGGGCUAUGUGGAUCCGGUUUACUCCCGGACGUCCAAGGCCACCACAACCAGCGAUGUCUACAGCUUUGGUGUGCUCAUGCUUGUGGUGCUCACUGGACGCCCUCCGCUCGCCGAGGAUGCCGGGGAGACCAAGCAGAUCACCCCGUGGGCAUCGGAGUGUCUGUCCUCGGGUGACAUUGCGAGCCUCAAGCCCCCCACCAUGGACGCCCCCGAAGAUGCUGUUCUGCAGGUGGCUCAGCUGGCAGUGAGCUGCACCAUGGAGCGCACUGCAGGCCGCCCAAGCAUGGGGGAAGUUGCCACCCAGCUGCAGGCAGUCAGGGAGGAGGUGGCGGGAAAAGAUGGGCACAGCGCUGCCAUUAAGGUGGAUGCUGAGGUCUAG
Molecule: messenger RNA, 918 nt
Organism: Closterium sp. NIES-65
Lineage: Eukaryota; Viridiplantae; Streptophyta; Zygnematophyceae; Desmidiales; Closteriaceae
Source: the annotation of a GenBank genome assembly